GUUGUCAACAUCCGGUUAUAAAUUGAAAGUAGAGAAGAGAAUAAAUAUUUCGAAUCAGCCUGAAAAAUUUUCAUUUAGAGUAUAAACUAAAGUAACAGAAGUUCUGACACGGUAAAAAAACGAGUUAUAUCUUGAGAACGAUCUCAAACUGUCAAACGGCCUAUCGUCUGCUACUGAGUAGACUUUCUAUGAACCUAAACACGAGCAGUUGGGAUCAGAAUUCAUAUGUUUUUGAGCUUGAACUUGUCGUAAAAGAUGGAGAAUUAUGAUAAGGGGGCAGUGAAAGAAGAACCUAGCCCAUCGCCGUUUGAAGACAAAAAAGAUCUAAUCACUAUGAAGGUCAACACUGGGAGUAAGAUUCGUAAUUUAAUGGGGUUUGCCCUGACCAAGAUGAAAGACGAAACUAUGAGAGAGAUUUGUUGGUACGGUUCAGGGGACGCCAUCGCGAAAACUAUAACUUGUGCUGAAAUUGUGAAACGAAAAAUGAAAAAACUCCAACAGAUUUCCAAAUUAAGAUAUAAAAAAAUCGAAGAGUAUUGGGAACCAAAAAUGGAAGGUUUGGAAAGAUUAAGAAUGAAUAAAAAUAUUCCCGAAAUUUUCAUUCUGUUGUCAAAAGAUCCAUUAGAUUCUUCUGAGCCAGGUUACCAACCUCCAGGAAAUUUGGAACCGUUUUGGAAUGAUGUGGUGGUAAAGAAAAAUCAGAACUCUCAGCGCCAACGUGGCCGUGGAGAUAAAGCAGGAAGUCAGUCUGGAGCUAGUGCUCUGGCUCCCAGGAAUAAAAAUAAAAAACACAAAAAUCCCAAGUAUGGUGAGCAAGUCGUGAAAAAAGCUAAAAAUAUCGAGACAGAGAGUAAAAAAGUACAAACCGUGUUAAGUAAGGACAACACUUAAGAUUUUCUUUAAUAAAAAUCUUGAAAUG
This is a messenger RNA of Lottia gigantea (owl limpet), 919 nucleotides long. RefSeq lists its product as hypothetical. The transcript is spliced from 2 exons. NCBI's taxonomy places the organism in Eukaryota, Metazoa, Mollusca, Gastropoda, Lottiidae. The record is from RefSeq and is a predicted model, not a curated record. Gene Ontology annotation, molecular function: RNA binding. Gene Ontology annotation, cellular component: ribonuclease MRP complex. Gene Ontology annotation, biological process: tRNA 5'-leader removal. Bases 256 to 891 code for a protein of 211 amino acids.